AUGUCGGCCCCGCUGGGCAGCCUCCUGGCGCCCGGCAGCGGCCUGCAGUGCCAUGGCAUCUCCAAAGGCGCCGCGCCCGGCCCCCAGGUGCAGCUUGGAGCCCCCGCCAGGCCGCGACGGCGGCGGCCGCAGGCCCUGCCGCCGCGCAGUGCGUGGGGCGGCCACGAGCAACCACCCAAGGACCUUGCCAAAGACCCCGAAGCCAGGUUCCGCCAGUACGGCGAGGACUUUGGGAAGGGCUACUUCCUGCAGGGGGUGAUAGAGAGCGCGCCGCGGGUGCGUGUGCGCACCUCUGCCGACCGCGCCCGCGACCAGCUGGCUGACCUGGCGGUGCUCAACGAGCGGCUGGCGGGCAAAGAGGAGAUGGAGGCGGCGACCAUCAGGCAGCGGCUGGAGUACCUGAAGCGGCGGCGGCGCAACUGGGAGCUGGUGUACCAGCACGUGACGCGGGCCGACGCGCUGUGCACGCUGAGCGCCAUCGAGGAGGCCAAUGCACGAGUGGAGGAGCUGCUGUCGGAGGAGAGCCGGGAGCGACACAGCGUGUCGGCGCUCAAGCGGCAGCUGGUGGAGCUGCAGGGGGAGGUGUCUGAUGCGCACCAGCGCCUGCACCUCACCCAGGCCCGGGUGGAGCAGAACCUGCAGCGCAUCAGCGAGCUGAAGGAAGAGUCGCGCAGGCUGGGCGACGUAGUGGCAGCCAGGGGAGAGGAGGCAGCGGCGCCGGGGGUGGGACAGCGGGAGCAGGCGGCCAUCCCCAGCACUGCCACAGUGGCUGCGGCCGUGCGCGAGGAGGCGGGCGCGGCGCCGGCGCCCGCGGCGCUGCAGGCCGCGGCGGUGUCGUCGGCGGCGCACGCGCUGGCGCCGGGGCACGCGGCGCGCGGCGGCGGCGGCGCGGGGCCGCUCUCCGCGCUGGCCGCGGCGCAGGAUGCGGCGCAGAAGCGGCGGCGCGGCCUGUUCAGCAGCCUGGAGAUGGAGGAGGAGCUGAAGAACCACUGGUUUGCGGUGGCCUUUGUGUCCAAGCUGGGCCCGGAGGACAAGGUCCCGUUUGAGCUGUUUGGCCAGGCCUGGGUGCUGUUCCGCGACAGCGAGGGCCGCCCCGCCUGCGUGCUGGACGAGUGCGCCCACCGCGGCUGCCCGCUGUCCCUGGGGCAGGUGGUGGACGGCAACCUGGUCUGCCCCUACCACGGCUGGCGCUUCAACGGCAAGGGCGAGUGCACCAAGAUGCCCUCCACCAACCUCUGUCGUGGCGUGGCCGUGAGCGCGCUGCCGUGCGCGGAGCAGGACGGGUUUGUGUGGGUGUGGCCGGGCUGGGAAGAGCCGACGCUGCCGCUGCCCGCCGUCACGCGCCCGCCAGCCGGCUACCGCAUCCACGCAGAGAUUGAGGUGGAGGUGCCUGUAGAGCACGGCCUGCUGGUGGAGAACUUGCUUGACCUGGCGCACGCGCCCUUCACCCACACAUCCACGUUUGCGCGCGGCUGGCCGGUUCCCGAUGCCGUCAAGUUCCACGCCAGCCGCCUGCUGGGAGGCAACUGGGACCCCUACCCCAUUGAGAUGUCCUUCAACCCGCCCUGCAUGACGCUCAGCCACGUGGGCCUGGCGCGCCCGGGCAAGGCGGGAGUGGGCGCCACGCCCCAGGACUGCCAGAACCACCUGCACCAGCUGCAUGUGUGCCUGCCGUCGCGUGCGGGCCACACCCGCCUGCUGUACCGCAUGGCCACCGACUUCCUGUGGUGGACAGAGCUGCUGCCCGGCAUCCAGCACUUCUGGCGCUACAUCGCGGGGCAGGUGCUGGGCGAGGACCUGGUGCUCGUGCUGGGGCAGCAGGACCGCCUGCUGCGGGGCGGCGACACCUGGCGCCACCCGGUGUCGUACGACAAGCUGGCUGUGCGGUACCGCCGCUGGCGCAACUCCCUCUCGCUGAACGGAGGGGCAGCGCCGGAGGGCGCCAGGCCUGCGGCCGCCAGCCAGCCCAUCACGAUGCGUUCUGGCGAGCUGUUUGCCCUGGACGAUGAUGAGCACGUGUAUGUGGAUGGCGGCAGCGAGUGCAAGAUUUGA
Molecule: messenger RNA, 2052 nt
Organism: Chlorella variabilis
Lineage: Eukaryota; Viridiplantae; Chlorophyta; Trebouxiophyceae; Chlorellales; Chlorellaceae
Exons: 12
Coding region: 1-2052 (683 amino acids)
Biological process (GO): chlorophyll biosynthetic process
Cellular component (GO): chloroplast
Molecular function (GO): 2 iron, 2 sulfur cluster binding; chlorophyllide a oxygenase activity
Source: RefSeq, a predicted model, not a curated record